AUGUCCUCGACGCUUGAUCAUGUCGCCUUUAUGGCGCCACGUCCUGCGGUCGAGCGGCCCAAUCCGCCGCCGACCACACACUCAUCGGCGGGUGCGGCUCAAGCUCCCAUGACGACUCUCCCACCGCUUGGCUCUGCUCUCAGCAAGCCGCCGGCUGAGCCGCCCCUUUACUCUGCUCCUCGCGCCGAGCCUCCCGCUCCGGAGCCGGCCAAUAGAGAGCUACCCAAGCCAGUCAUUUCCGAGCACAAGCCAGUCAUCUCUGAGCCCAUGCCGGCCAUCUCUGAGCCCACGCCGGCCAUCUCUGAGCCCAAGCCAGCCGGUCUCGUCGGCGCAUCGCUGCCACCCAUUUCCAAUCUGGAUGCGCCGCCUCAGCCGCCCAAGGAGCCAGCCGCAGCCCCUAUCGUGAAUGCGCCGGGCCUCGGUAAGCCUGUAGAGGCAGUUGAGCCAGCGGCAGAAGCGACUUCAGCACCAGGCCUGUCUGCGCCGGCUUUCCCGAAACCCGUCGAGAUCAAGUCUGUGCCCCAGACGCCCAUCAAUGAUCGCACGCCUGCUGGUGGUACGCCUCGACCUGAGCUCGACAUUUCGCAGGAGCCAGUCCAAACGCCAGAGUCCAAGCCCACGGCUUCUGUGCCCGACGCCAAACCUGCGGCUUCUGCGACUUCUGCACCCGAGUCCAAGCCAGAGUCGUCUUUGAACGGGGCAAAGGAGCCGGCGCCCACUCCUGCUCCCGCGCCAGCUCUCGGCCAAAAGCGCAAGUUUGAGGACGAGGCAGAGUCCAAGCUGGAGCAGGCUGAGAAAAAGCCCAAGGUUGAAGAGCCGAAGCCGGCCUCGAACGGUGCUACUGAAGUGCCUACGGCUGCACCUGCGGCCACCGAGGCUGCGGCCGAUGCGCCAGCUCCCGCGGCCCCGGCACCCAAGAAGGCCGGCCGACCUAAGAAGAAGAAGACGCUGGCGCCUGUUGGCCAAACGAAGCGCAAGACGCGCAGCCAGGGGCCUGUCGAGGGCGCACUUUAG
Molecule: messenger RNA, 1014 nt
Organism: Akanthomyces muscarius
Lineage: Eukaryota; Fungi; Ascomycota; Sordariomycetes; Hypocreales; Cordycipitaceae
Exons: 1
Coding region: 1-1014 (337 amino acids)
Source: RefSeq, a predicted model, not a curated record